Messenger RNA from Zymoseptoria tritici IPO323, 609 nucleotides. RefSeq lists its product as uncharacterized. The transcript has 2 exons. Lineage: Eukaryota; Fungi; Ascomycota; Dothideomycetes; Mycosphaerellales; Mycosphaerellaceae. The record is from RefSeq and is a predicted model, not a curated record. The coding region runs from base 1 to 609 and encodes 202 amino acids.
AUGCUUUCCGCCACCAGCACAUCACUCCUCGCUACCCGCGCAACACUACUCACCCUGAUCGGACAUGCAUUCGCGCAGACAACUUCCUUCUCCGACAAUGCUCGACUCUUCAUCCAAAACAUCGACCCAAACGCCGGCUGGGCAGCUUCAAUACAAAACGCCUGCAACGGCUCCACAAUCUACGUGAUCUCAUGCACCUCCGCGCCGAUCAACAACGAAUGCAGUCCUCGGACCGCCACCAUAACCGAAGGCACCGACUUUUACAUCGCCACAACGCCAGCCAUCUACUCCGAGACCUCCGCCACCAUCACUCAAUCCUGCGCGCUGGACAAGGCUGCUUUGUCGGCUUCUUGCGUGGCUGAGAUCGCGGCGGGUGGGUACGGGAAUGAUAUCAGAUCUACGGUCAGUUACAAUUUGACGGGUGGCGACUACUACCAGUAUGAUGUGAAGGUCACGAAGGGUGCGGAGCGGACGGCGGGUGGAGGUGCAUGUGUCAAGGAAAGUGGUGCUUCGCAAAGGCAUAGGAAGAUCGAAGGAACGAGGAGUCGGGUGAUGGUAUGGGUGUGCACGAUGCUGGUCAGUGGCUUGGUGACGCUUUCGAUGCCGUAA